ACUUUGAUCUAUGUGCACAUUACCUACUUCUAAAGGCAAUACAUAAAACAUUCUGCCCGCUGCAAUGGUGCUGCUGAAAUUCUUCCAUAUUUCCGUUUGCUUGCUAGUAUGCACAGCCAAGGAGACCAACCAGGAAGCAGAAGCACUACUCCGAUGGAAGUCCACUUUGAUUGGCACCAACUUGCUGUCCUCUUGGUCGAUUACCAACUCUACAUGCUCUUGGUUCGGCGUCACCUGUGAUGCUGCCGGACAUGUUACCGAGCUCCAACUUCAUAACGCGGGGCUCCAUGGUACGCUUCACGCCUUCUACUCUGCAGCGUUACAGAACCUCACUCUGCUAGAUCUUUACAACAAUAAUCUUGUUGGCGUCGUACCAGCAAAUAUCUCCAUGUUGUCCUCCCUCAGUAUUCUGGACUUGAGCUAUAACAAUCUUGCUGGUGCCAUUCCCUAUCAACUUAGUAAGCUUCCAAUGAUUGUUGAGUUAGAUUUGGGAAACAACCACUUGACCAACCCGGAAUAUGCCAAGUUUUCACCUAUGUCCACUUUGAAGUUGCUAUCUCUAGCUAAUAAUGACCUCAAUGGUACCUUCCCACAAUUCAUCCUCAACUGCUCCAGUCCUAGUAUGAGGUCUCUAGAUUUAUCGGGUAACUCCUUCUCAGGGCCGUUACCAGAUUCAUUGUCUGAGAUGGUUCCAAGAUUGCGGUAUCUGAAUUUAUCCUCUAAUGGAUUCUCUGGCUCCAUACCCUGCUCACUCUCAAGGCUCCAAAAGCUCAAGUGGCUAUAUCUCAACUCAAAUAAUCUCACAGGAGGAAUCCCCAAAGAGCUUGGGAUGAUAACUGGAUUGAGAAUGCUUUCUCUGUACAACAACUCACUUGGUGGGUCGAUCCCAGCCUCACUUGGGAAGCUUCAGUUGCUACAGCGGCUCAACAUUGGAAACACUGAUUUGAUUUCUAGUCUUCCGCCCGAGCUGGGGAAUCUUACCAGUCUUGAACACAUGUUACUGGAAGGGAACCAUUUGUUUGGAAGCUUGCCACCAUCUUAUGGCAGACUGCGGAAUUUGCAAUAUUUUGACAUAGGGAACAACAAAAUCAAUGGUUCCAUUCCACAAGAUAUUUCUGCAAACUGGACCAAAAUGAAGGGUUUUGAUGUAUCCAACAACUGGUUAACCGGAAGCAUCCCCCCACAGAUCAGCAAGUGGAAGGAGCUUGUCUUUCUUGCCCUGUACAACAACAAUUUUUUUGGCUCGAUCCCAGUGGAGAUGGGAAGCAUGCGGAACUUGCAACUAUUGUCCUUGUACAAGAAUCACAUAACUGGAACAAUACCGUCAGAUAUCGGUAAUGCGACAUCUUUGAAAUUCCUUGACAUCAGCUUCAACCAUCUUGAGGGUGAGCUUCCUGCAGCCAUCGCGUUGUUGGUAAAUCUUGUUGUCCUUGACUUGUCUAGCAACAAGUUUACAGGUACCAUUCCUAAUCUUGAUAGCAGGAAGUUGGCAGUUCUUAAGGUGGCUGAGAAUAGCAGCUUCUUGGCAGAACCAUUGUCUGCCUUUUGUCAACUAAAACAUUUGCGACUCUUGGGUCUAUCAAAUAAUAAGUUAAUUGGGCAGCUUCCUGGUUGCUUGUGGAACUUGAAAGAUUUACAAUCCUUAGAUUUGUCAAGCAAUGCUUUUUCUGGGGAAGUUUCAACCUCAACUUACUACAGUACUUCCCUAAGAUUGUUGCAGUUGUCGAACAACAAGUUCACAGGUUACUUUCCAGCAGUCAUGAAGAACUUCAAAAACCUUGUUAUUUUAGAUCUCGGGAACAAUGAGUUUUCUGGUGCAAUUCCUCCGUGGAUAGGGGAAAGAAAACGUCUGCUGAGGAUCCUUGGACUGCGAUCAAACAUGUUCUCUGGAAGUAUUCCGUGGCAGCUAUCACAACUCCCCCAUCUGCAGUUACUUGAUCUAGCUGAAAAUAACUUGGUAGGCACCAUACCACAAAGUUUUGCAUUUUCCCCUUCAAUGAGACAGCCAGACAUGAUGCAGCCGGUUCUAACAAUCAACAUACGAUCGACCACCUUUGGAUAUUUUUACAAUGGCAGCAUGGACAUAGUUUGGAAGGGACGGGAGCAUACAUUUCGGGGAAGAGAUGCAUUUGUGACUGGUAUUGAUCUCUCCAGCAAUUCUCUAUCUGGUGAAAUCCCUUCAGAGUUGACAAAUCUUAGAGGCAUCCAGUUUCUAAAUAUGUCAAGAAAUCAUCUAUUUGGUGGUAUCCCGAAGGACAUUGGCAAUCUGAAGUUGUUAGAAUCCUUUGACCUCUCGUGGAACAAACUAUCAGGUGCAAUUCCUUCUAGCAUAUCGAACUUGUUAUUCCUCAGCUCUCUUAAUCUCUCGAACAACCUUCUAUCCGGAGAGAUACCUACAGGCAAUCAACUCCGAACACUGGAUGACCCAUCAAUUUAUAGCAACAACCUGGGACUUUGUGGCUCUCUGUUGAACAUUUCAUGUAAAAAUGGAACAGAUGGGGGAACAGAACAACAUGAACAACUUGAGACCAUUUGGAUGUACUACUCAGUGAUUGCUGGAACAGUUUUUGGUUUGUGGUUAUGGUUUGGUUACGAAGGGGAUGCAUAUCUGGAAGUACAGAAAGCUGUCCAAGUAUUGAAUGUAUCAGUUGACUUGACAUAUUCUGUUUCAAGGUUCAAGACAAGCAUGCCAUGUAUUGGCAUGCGAUUUCUGUUAUGCCGAACUUUUAUAUCUGAAUAAGUUUGUUGUAUAGCUUUA
Messenger RNA from Hordeum vulgare subsp. vulgare (domesticated barley), 2758 nucleotides. RefSeq names its product leucine-rich repeat receptor-like serine/threonine-protein kinase RGI4. Bases 65 to 2740 code for a protein of 891 amino acids. Gene Ontology annotation, molecular function: protein binding. NCBI's taxonomy places the organism in Eukaryota, Viridiplantae, Streptophyta, Magnoliopsida, Poales, Poaceae. The transcript has 2 exons. The record is from RefSeq and is a predicted model, not a curated record.